CCUGCAACAGAUAAUAAAGAAGUUGCGAUCUGGCCUAAAAAACUUUCCCGCCGGAAACAGUUUCUGGAGUUUCCAAUUUCUAAAACCUAAACGAGACAGAUAGUCUCUGAUUGGGAGAUUGAGAGAGAUUCGUGAAGAAUGGAGGGAAAUCAAGCUGGAUCUUCUCUAGACUCGUUGAUUGCUUCGUUCAAUAAACGAAUCGGCGAAUUGCAGGAACUCGUCAUCGCCAGAAACAUGUAUCCGGCGAGCACCAUCCCGGAUUUAUCGGCGAUUGACACGGCGUUAAGCUCAAUGGAGCUUCAGGUACAAUCGAUCAAAGACCGGUUACGUGAAGAAACCGAAGCUAUUCCAAAAGCCAAGAAACUUAUUGAGGCAUCACUGAAACAACAAGGGAAAUUGCAGAAGAUGUCUAUUUAUGCACCUUCCCAUUUUCCUGACAAGGCUACUAUGUUGAAUUCAGAUUUAAAUAGAUGUUUGCUCCAAGAAAAUGCCAAGCAGUACGAGCAAAAUUCUACUCUCAGCUCUUUGAAAUUUGAUGAGGAAGCAGUUGUUUUACCCAAGGAGAAGAAGGGUCGCGGGUCUCCUCCGCUUUGGUACAUCACUGUUGAGGAACUCAAUUCACUCUCAUCAUACAUGAGAGGAAGGCUCACGCUUGAAAAAGUGAAUGCUGCUAUCAAUGACAUGGCAUCAUAUGCUGAAGCAAAUGCUCAUCUUAUUGCAGCCUCAAAACAGAAGCUGGCAGAAAAUCUCUGGGAGAAAGCACUGAAACUCCGAGAUAUCGUAACAGAGCAAGCAGUGAAGGGCAAACAUUUCUUUCUUGAAACAGACAUGAAGGGACCAAGUUUGAAACUAGACAACACAGGAAAAGCAAUACUCACUGUUCUUCGUCACCUUGGUCGUAUCAGUGAGACUCGCAUUGGACAAAACCGCGUCAUCAUUCUUAUGAAGCCUCACUAGAAACCAACUUGCCUCAAGUAAGUUGUUCAUUUUCUCAAGCGUAAAGGGGUAAUUCCGUCAUUUUACAUCAAUUUCUUGCUUCUUCUCAGCUCCCUUGUACCAUAGAAGGUCUACUGGUCCUUUAAACACCAUUAAGCCUUAAUCUUAAUUCAUAAGACCGGUCCGCCUGACAGGCCCAGCUAGGCCCAGAAAAUCAACUAUGUUGCCAUUU
Arabidopsis arenosa is the source of this 1168-nucleotide messenger RNA. The record is from the annotation of a GenBank genome assembly. Lineage: Eukaryota; Viridiplantae; Streptophyta; Magnoliopsida; Brassicales; Brassicaceae.